Molecule: messenger RNA, 1089 nt
Organism: Tetrahymena thermophila SB210
Lineage: Eukaryota; Ciliophora; Oligohymenophorea; Hymenostomatida; Tetrahymenidae
Product: NAD-dependent epimerase/dehydratase family protein
Exons: 6
Cellular component (GO): mitochondrion
Molecular function (GO): protein-containing complex binding
Source: RefSeq, a predicted model, not a curated record
AUGAUAGGAAAAACUUAGCAAAGAUUAAAUAAGUGCUUAAUUCAAGUUAUACAAAAGUAGUUCUCUCAAUAGAGAAGCACUCAACUUAAGUUUUAUGAUGGUGGUAACAGAUAAUCUAUUUCUGGUAUUAGAGCCACUAUUUUUGGUGCUACAGGAUUUAUGGGUCCUUAUAUUGGUGCUGCCUUAGGUUAUAUUGGUAGUGAUGUUAUUUUCCCUCACAACCACGUUUAUGCUUAUGAUGAUUACGUUAAAGAAUUAAAAUUAUGUGCUGGUAGUGGUCAAAGCUAUAUAAUGAGACACUUCAAUUACGACGAUGAUAAUAUGUAUGAUAUGGCAAUUAAGAACUCCAAUGUUGUUAUCAACCUUGUUGGUUCCAGAUUAUAAAACAAGAACUUCUAAAAAGCUGCUUAUGCAAAUAUUCACGUUGCUAAGAAGAUUGCAGAAGCUUGUGCUAGAAAUCCUAAUGUUAGACGUCUUAUUCAUUUCUCAGCAGCUGGAGCUGAUACUAAAUCUCCUUCUCCUGAUCUCCAUACUAAGUUCCAUGGUGAAGAAGCUGUUUUAAAUGCUUUCCCUAAUGCUACAAUUUUCAGACCUUGCACAGUUUAUGGUAUGUAAGAUUACUUUAUUCGUCACUGGAUCAAGGAAAGAGAUUGGUGGUACCACUUCAACAUCGUUACUGAUGAUUGUACUGCUAAGAGACAACCCAUCUUGAUUAACGAUGUUGCUUAAUGCGUUCUUAAUGCUCUUAAACUCUAAGAAUCUGCUGGUUAAAUUUACGAAUUAGGUGGUCCUCAUGUUUAUUCUAGAUUGGAAGUCUUUGAAAUGCUUGCUAACUUAAGUGGCAGACCUCCUAAACUUGCUCACAUUCCUCACGAUAUCGCUUUAAAAAUCACAUAAAACUUCUACAACUGGGAGUUUUUCAAUAUGGAAAAAGUAAUUAAGGAUAAGCUUGAUUUAAUUGUUACUGGAAAGCAUAAAACUAUUUCUGAUUUAUAUGUUCAACCAGUUUCCUUCCCAUAAGGUGCCGAACAAUUCAUCGACGAUGUCAGAUAUAGAGGUGUUGAAACUCACGACAACCUCGAAAAGUGA